AUGGCGGGAUCAUCAUACUACGACCGCCACCUCAGGCAAGGCCCGGCUCUGAUUCGGGCGAGGAAACCGUACAUAGUCAAGAAUGCUGUUCUCGGCCUGGGAUUGUGGACCAUUGUUGGGGGUGUCUACUGGUACACAUUGAAGGCUGUUGGCCAAGACGAUUUCGAAGAUGUCAAGGUUCCUGAUGCGCCCAGAGAACCCCAACAAGCGAAAUAA
Verticillium alfalfae VaMs.102 is the source of this 216-nucleotide messenger RNA. RefSeq lists its product as hypothetical. The record is from RefSeq and is a predicted model, not a curated record. The transcript has 3 exons. Gene Ontology annotation, biological process: mitochondrial respiratory chain complex IV assembly. Gene Ontology annotation, cellular component: mitochondrial inner membrane. The coding region runs from base 1 to 216 and encodes 71 amino acids. Lineage: Eukaryota; Fungi; Ascomycota; Sordariomycetes; Glomerellales; Plectosphaerellaceae.